UUUCCUCUUGUGUUCCUUUGCUAAGCAUGGACCUAUUUUCCCCCCUUGUUAUGUUACAGCUGCCGUGUGAUACUUGACACGCAUGCGUGGGGCACUGUCUAAAAAUGGACAUCUAAUUCAUUGCAGUGUAGUGGGGAGGACUGAUGUGUGCCGGUGUUAUCCUUCCGCUUGGGCUGAUGCUGAGAGCAGAGUGCAGCUUACAGAUCGGUAUGAAGAGGCUGCUGCAGCUGCACAGGGAAGGCUGUGGGGUCGGCAGUUAGUGCCCCCCGGUCUGUUCGAGCCUGCUUUUCGUGGACAAUAUGGAUCUGUAGGAGCCGAUGCCCCAGGGUUGGUAUGCUGUUAAUUCCAAAUAAAGUACAAGGAUGACCAUAUCUGAAAAAGUCAAAACGAAUGAAUUGGAAAGUAGCCAUGAAAAUGUUUUAUGAUCUGAAUUUCCAGUCCAAGUGUCACCAUGGAACAUGACACAUCACAGAGCGUGCUGACUUGCUUUGAGAAAAUUCUUUACUUUUACAAUGAUGGUGUUCUCAGCAAUGCUAACACCUGUUCAUCCAGUGACUUCUUAUAGCACUCACAUUGUCUACGAAAAUGGUUACAGCAACUUAACACCACCUCAGCCUUCGUUUCGUGGUAACUUGGAUAUACCACCAAAGUAUAAUCCGGUUGCCAUGCCUACAACUGAGAUUAAUCCUUUACAAGUGAACGCUUCUACAACGCCACCCGCAAAAUAUGUAGCCGAUACAUUAAGUUUACCCCUUCAGAUUAUACUUUCUUCAGUGAUGAUUAUUAUACUUUUGCUCUCAUUCCUUGGGAACUUUGUAGUGUGUCUCAUGGUCUACCAGAAAGCUGCCAUGCGUUCCGCUAUUAAUAUUUUGCUUGCUAGCCUGGCUUUUGCCGAUUUAUUACUUUCUAUUCUGAACAUGCCUUUUGCUUUAGUGACAAUUAUCAUCACCGAGUGGAUUUUUGGUGACAUUUUUUGUAGAGUGUCUGCCAUGUUCUUCUGGUUGUUUGUAAUGGAAGGUGUUGCAAUUUUGCUUAUAAUAAGUAUAGACCGAUUCCUCAUUAUUGUUCAAAAGCAAGACAAACUAAAUCCUUACCGUGCAAAGAUUCUAAUUGUGAUUUCAUGGGCCACAUCUUUGUGUGUAGCUUUCCCUCUAUCCAUUGGAAACCCCCAUCUGCAAGUACCCUCUAGAGCACCACAGUGCGUGUUUGGCUAUACCACAAACUCUGGUUAUAAAGCUUACGUGAUUCUAUUGGUAUUAAUUUUCUUUUGUAUUCCUUUCAUGGUGAUGUUGUAUGCUUUCAUGGGCAUAUUGAACACUGUGCGCCACAAUGCAGUUCGUAUACAUAGCCAUCCGGACAGCAUAUGCCUCAGCCAGGCCAGCAAGUUAGGCCUUAUGAGCCUCCAAAGGCCUUUUCAAAUGAACAUUGACAUCAGCUUUAAAACUCGUGCCUUCACUACCAUUUUAAUUUUGUUUGUAGUCUUUAUAGUUUGUUGGGCACCAUUCACUACAUACAGUCUUGUUGCUACGUUUAACAGUAACUUCUACAACAAGCACAACUUUUUUGAGAUCAGUACAUGGCUGCUUUGGCUGUGCUACCUCAAGUCUGCACUAAACCCAAUAAUUUACUACUGGAGGAUAAAGAAAUUCCGUGACGCAUGCUUGGAUCUGAUGCCCAAGUACUUCAAAUUUUUACCGCAGUUACCAGGCCACACAAGGAGGCGAAUUCGGCCUAGUUCCAUAUAUGUAUGUGGAGAACACAGAUCUGUAGUGUAAAAAUUAAUAGACUUUCCUUCAAAGGGUGACUGCCAUGAAUCUUACUACUUAUAUGUGAAAUAUUUCCUGUGUGCUACAAAAAAGUGAUAUUAGUUGAGAAAAAAAUCUCCGCCGGGAAAGCAAUGUAAAUUAAAAACACGAUACCUCUAAGAUAUAAGGUGAAUCCUUAUUUGAGAAAUAUUUUGUCAGGUUAAUGCUUACCAGGCCUGCUGUUCCUGUAUUUGCAGGCAGUCUGUAUGCUGCUACAUUCGGUGGAUGUGUCAUUUUGUUUCUGAAUCAAUUUCUUUGCUGCUUUUUUGCUAUGAUAGUUGAGCCAAAAAUGUUGUGUAGCUGAGAUUUGCAAAAUAUACUUUGUUUUGUUUUGCAAACUAAUUUCUGAUAUUGUUAGUGUGUUCCUUUAAUUCAGAGGUAAGCAACAUGGGUUUCUCCACCUGUGAUUAACCUAUAUCUCCCAUAAUA
Messenger RNA from Spea bombifrons (plains spadefoot toad), 2234 nucleotides. RefSeq names its product G protein-coupled receptor 63 (gene GPR63). Gene Ontology annotation, molecular function: G protein-coupled receptor activity. The record is from RefSeq and is a predicted model, not a curated record. Gene Ontology annotation, biological process: G protein-coupled receptor signaling pathway. The transcript is spliced from 3 exons. Gene Ontology annotation, cellular component: membrane. Bases 513 to 1775 code for a protein of 420 amino acids. NCBI's taxonomy places the organism in Eukaryota, Metazoa, Chordata, Amphibia, Anura, Pelobatidae.